Molecule: messenger RNA, 1674 nt
Organism: Medicago truncatula (barrel medic)
Lineage: Eukaryota; Viridiplantae; Streptophyta; Magnoliopsida; Fabales; Fabaceae
Product: soyasapogenol B glucuronide galactosyltransferase
Exons: 2
Coding region: 105-1373 (422 amino acids)
Molecular function (GO): UDP-glucosyltransferase activity
Source: RefSeq, a predicted model, not a curated record
AGACAUUCUAUUUCACCCAUACACACAGAAACAAAGUCAACGACCCUUAUAACUCAUCAAGUAACAAAACCACACAUCCACCUCAAAGAUUUCAAAAGCAAACAAUGGAUUCUCAACAAUCCAAUAACCAACUUCAUGUAGUUUUUCUUCCAUAUCCAACUCCUGGCCAUAUGAUUCCCAUGGUAGACACAGCAAGACUAUUUGCAAAGCAUGGUGUUAAUGUUACCAUCAUCACUACACAUGCCAACGCUUCAACUUUCCAAGAAUCCAUAGACAGUGACUUCAAUUCAGGAUACUCUAUCAAAACUCAGCUUAUUCAGUUCCCUUCAUCCCAAGUUGGUCUUCCUGAUGGAAUUGAAAAUGUCAAAGAUGUUAAAGAUGGAACAUCCCCAGAAAUGCUUGGUAAAAUCAGUCAUGGAAUGUUAAUGCUCAGAGAUCCUAUUGAGCUUCGCGAUUGGGUGAGGACUACAAAUGCUGCCACAGCCUAUUUUGAACCAAUUUUUGAAUCGGAGGCAAGAAGUUAUGGGACAAUAUGCAAUAGUUUUCAUGAACUUGAAAGUGAUUAUGAGAAAGUUAGUAAAACUACAAUGGGGAUUAAGUCUUGGAGUGUAGGACCAGUUUCAACUUGGGCUAACAAGGGUGAUGAACGGAAGGGCAAUAGGGGACACGUGGAGAAGAACGUUGAAAAAGAGAGAGAAUUGCUAAAUUGGCUUAACUCAAAGCAAAAUGAGUCUGUGUUGUAUGUAAGUUUUGGAAGCCUUACUAAGCUUUUUCAUGCUCAGCUUGUAGAAAUUGCACAUGGGCUUGAAAAGUCAGGUCAUAAUUUUAUCUGGGUUGUAAGGAAAAAUGAUAGAGACGAGAACGAGGAAGGUUUCCUGCAAGAUUUUGAGGAAAGGGUGAAAGAAAGCAACAAGGGCUAUAUCAUAUGGAAUUGGGCACCGCAGCUUCUCAUAUUGGAUCACCCUGCAACAGGAGGAAUUGUGACUCACUGUGGUUGGAACUCAACUCUUGAAAGCAUUAGUGUUGGUUUGCCAAUGAUCACAUGGCCAAUGUUUGCUGAACAAUUUUACAAUGAGAGGUUGCUUGUUGAUGUUUUGAAGAUAGGGGUCCCAGUUGGAGCAAAAGAAAACAAGUUAUGGAAUAGCUUUACUGUAGAGGCAAUGGUUAGAAGGGAAGAGAUUGCAAAGGCUGCGGAGAUUUUGUUGGGAAAUGGUCAAGACAGCAAAGAAAUGAGGACGAGAGCAAAAAAGUUUGGCGAUGCUGCCAAGAGGACUAUAGAGGAAGGUGGACACUCUUACAACAACUUGGUUCAGUUGAUAGAUGAGCUGAAAUCAUUGAAGAAAUCCAAAGCACUUGGUGAGAAAGCAGAUUAGAUAACUGAAAUGAAGAUGUAAUCUUGUUGCAUUAAGAGGUGUAGCUGGUGAAGGCUUUAGAUAUGAUAAAACAAUAUCCAACUUUUUCUCUCCGGUUAUUUUUUUCUGUGAUUUGGAGUUCAAUAAGAUGAAACAAUCCAAUCAUUCAUCUGCACUGCAAUGAUGAUAAAGGAAGUUAGUUUUUACUAAGCAAUUUUCAUACCAAGCUAAGAAAAAGAUCUGUUGAUGAAUUAAAUUCCGUUGUCUACUUUGGUAUGCUUUACAAUAUUUAUCAUUGGUCAUAUGAAUUCAUUACUACAUA